This is a messenger RNA of Cyphomyrmex costatus, 1152 nucleotides long. It is a transcript of the gene mRpS22, whose product is annotated as mitochondrial ribosomal protein S22. The transcript is spliced from 3 exons. Gene Ontology annotation, cellular component: mitochondrial small ribosomal subunit. NCBI's taxonomy places the organism in Eukaryota, Metazoa, Arthropoda, Insecta, Hymenoptera, Formicidae. The record is from RefSeq and is a predicted model, not a curated record. The coding region runs from base 103 to 1152 and encodes 349 amino acids. Gene Ontology annotation, molecular function: structural constituent of ribosome.
AACGCAUCUCUGGGAAAGUAUGCUGGAGCAUUAAAGCAAUCAGCAGGUGGAGUAAAGUGGAGCAAUGACAGUAUUGUUAUAUAUUGCUUAUUAAAAAUUAUCAUGCUUUCUCAUCAUAUAAGUAAACUUUUGCGUCGUUCGUAUUCACGUGUAAUUUCGACCUGCCGUGGCUUUGCUUCGACGAACGUUGAAACAGACUCAUUGGAAAGAGAUCCAGCAUCAUUCUUUUUUAAUAAAGAAAUUCAGCAAUAUCUUCAACGAUUGACGACAUUAGACUAUAGUAAAGUCUUUCGGACUCGCAAAGAUGGACAUAAACAAACACCGCCACAAUUUAAAUUCCUAACAGACGAAGAGCUUGAAGAAGCUAAGAAAGCGGCGGAAUAUAAAGCAAAGAGAUAUUUGCAAAUGCCACCAAUGGUAAAACAAAGAUUGGAACCGUCUGCGACGUUAUGUGAAGAUCCUGCACUACAGAGUCACGAUACUGUUAAAUAUGUGUUCACUGAUAUCUCAUUUGGUCUUAAGGAUAGACAAAGAUCAGUAGUAGUUAGAGAUCCGGAUGGCACGUUGAGACACGCCUCUUGGGAAGAACGAGAUAGAAUAAUACAAACCUUUUUACCAAAACCAAAAAGGGAGCUACAAAAACCAAAGAUGUUUGAAGGUGAAUACUUAAAGGAUUUGUUAAAUCGCAAGGAAUAUGAGUUUAUACUGGAUCGUGCGUGUGUGCAAUUUGAGCCGGACAAUCCGGAUUACCAAGCGGUCACCCGAGAAGUCUAUGAACACAUAAAUGCCGAGAAACAUUUCGAUAUCUUGAGGUCUACUCGUCACUUUGGGCCGAUGGUGUUUCACCUAGUGUGGACGAGUAAUAUCGAUAACUUGUUGUACGAGAUGAUCGAGACCAAUCGGAUCGAGGAUGCUGCGCUGCUGAUACGUCUAUAUCACAUGAUUCAUCCUACAACCAAGUCAGCAGUUGAACAGUGCGAGCACGCGGACGAUGUGAACUUCGUUAUGCAUUACGUGCGUCUCGAAUCACUUAAAAGUGAUAAGAUCGAAAAGCUUUUGCAAUCGUACAAAGAAUUGCAACGGGAACGUCAAAUUGUAGCAGAGGGUAUUAAACAGGCACACGGUAUUUCUUCGGAAACGGAUAAAACAUAA